Molecule: messenger RNA, 1757 nt
Organism: Limanda limanda (common dab)
Lineage: Eukaryota; Metazoa; Chordata; Actinopteri; Pleuronectiformes; Pleuronectidae
Gene: nfia
Product: nuclear factor I/A
Exons: 12
Coding region: 37-1683 (548 amino acids)
Biological process (GO): regulation of transcription by RNA polymerase II
Cellular component (GO): nucleus
Molecular function (GO): RNA polymerase II cis-regulatory region sequence-specific DNA binding; DNA-binding transcription factor activity, RNA polymerase II-specific
Source: RefSeq, a predicted model, not a curated record
ACCCGCGCGCACGCGGACACACGCACUCACACAGACAUGUAUUCACCGCUGUGUCUGACUCAGGAUGAGUUCCAUCCGUUCAUCGAAGCCCUGCUGCCUCACGUCCGGGCCUUCGCCUACACCUGGUUCAACCUGCAGGCGCGCAAGAGGAAGUACUUCAAGAAGCACGAGAAGCGCAUGUCCAAGGAGGAGGAGCGCGCCGUGAAGGACGAGCUGCUGGGCGAGAAGCCCGAGGUCAAACAGAAGUGGGCGUCCCGCCUGCUGGCCAAGCUGAGGAAGGACAUCCGGCCCGAGUUCCGCGAGGACUUCGUGCUGACGGUGACGGGCAAGAAGCCUCCGUGCUGCGUGCUGUCCAACCCCGACCAGAAGGGCAAGAUGAGGAGGAUCGACUGCCUGCGCCAGGCCGACAAGGUGUGGAGGCUGGACCUGGUCAUGGUGAUUUUAUUCAAAGGGAUUCCUCUGGAGAGCACGGACGGCGAGCGGCUGGUGAAGUCUCCUCAGUGCUCCAACCCGAGUCUGUGUGUGCAGCCGCACCACAUCGGGGUCUCGGUGAAGGAGCUGGACCUGUACCUGGCCUACUUCGUCCACACAGAAUCCGGCCAAUCAGAAAGUCCCAAUCAGGCCAGCGAAUCAGAUAUCAAGGAGCAGCCAGAAAAUGGUCACCUGGGCUUCCAGGACAGCUUCGUCACCCCGGGGGUCUUCACUGUGGCCGAGCUCGUACGAGUCUCACAGACUCCCAUUGCAGCUGGGACUGGUCCUAACUUCUCAUUGGCCGACCUGGAUAGCUCCUCCUACUACAGCAUGAGUCCAGGAGCCAUGAGGAGACCCCUGCCCAGCACCUCCUCCUCCAGCUCUGCUAAGAGGAUCAAGUGCAUGGAGGAGGACGUGGACAGUCCGGGGGAGGAGUCCUACUACCCGGGUCAGGGUCGCUCCCCGGGCAGCGGCAGCCAGGCCAGCAGCUGGCACGACGUGGAGCCAGCUGGAUAUAAGCUGCGUGGCUCUCUAGCUAGCUCGUUCAUCUCCCGACAAGGGAGGCCGUCGCCCGCUGCCGCUCUAAAGAAGUCAGAGAGGUCUCCUUUCUGUGGCUCCGCCUCCAGCUCCUCCUCCAGCUCCUCCUCUUCUUCUUUCUCCUCCUCCCCCCGAACGGCUUUCUCACACCAUCACCGGCCCGGCAGCACCUGGCCUCGAGCGAGCCCCCAUGCCCCCCCCUCCAGCCUCCACUUCUCCUCCUCCCCCAUCCUGCAGCAGCCCGGAUCCUACUUCUCUCACCCGGCCAUCAGGUAUCACCCCCAGGAGACGCUGAAGGAGUUCGUCCAACUGGUCUGUCCUGACUCCGCCCAGCAGGGGGGCCAGGUGGGCUUCCUCAACCCUAAUGGUAGCUCCCAGGGAAAGGUGCACAACCCUUUCCUGCCGACACCCAUGCUGCCCCCCCCUCCUCCUCCCCCGAUGGCCCGUCCCGUCCCACUUCCUGUCGACGCCAAGCCCCCCUCCACCUCCUCCGAGGGGGGGGGGCACUCACCCACCUCGCCCAGUGAGUGCACACACACACACACACACACACACACAACUUUUAGUGCAGCCUACUCCACCCCCACUACAUCUCCAGCCCAGCGGUUCGUCAGCGUUGGACCCAGAGACCCCGGCUUUAAUAUCCCUCAGCAGCCACAGUGGUACCUGGGAUGAGGACCUCAGAGGCCCCUCCUCCCUCCACCCACCUGGAUGACACACCGCUGCAGACUCCGCCUCCUCCAGCUGCA